Messenger RNA from Mugil cephalus (flathead mullet), 2298 nucleotides. It is a transcript of the gene brd9, whose product is annotated as bromodomain containing 9. The record is from RefSeq and is a predicted model, not a curated record. Gene Ontology annotation, cellular component: nucleus. The transcript has 17 exons. The coding region runs from base 102 to 2114 and encodes 670 amino acids. Gene Ontology annotation, biological process: regulation of transcription by RNA polymerase II. NCBI's taxonomy places the organism in Eukaryota, Metazoa, Chordata, Actinopteri, Mugiliformes, Mugilidae.
GCCUUCUGUGUUGCUAAGAUUGUUAACAACCGGGAUAACGACAUAGCCAAGUGGAAAAAUAGCUGCAAUAAGCAUUGAAGUUCGAGUUUAAAUACGGAGACAUGGGGAAAAAACACAAGAGACCUAAAGCAGAGUGGAGAACAGUUGACGACUACGAGGACAAAGCUCUUGAGAAGCCCCUGAAGCUGGUGCUCAAAGUUGGAGGAAGUGAAGUGACAGAGCUCUCUGGUUCGGGCCACGACUCCAGCUACUAUGAUGACAGAUCCGACCACGAGCGAGAACGCCACAAGGAGAAAAAGAAAAAGAAGAAGAAGAAGUCUGAAAAGGAUAAAGACAAAUAUGUGGAUGAUGAGGAGAGAAGGCGGCGGAAGGAAGAAAAACGGAAGAAGAGAGAGCGAGAGCAGAAUGAAUCAGAGGCAGCAGCUGCGACUGCAGGCACUAGUGGGGUACCUGUUGAACCUUUCACACUGUCGAAAACUAUAAGUAUUGCGUUAGAGCCAGAAGAGAAGAAAAAGAAGAAAGAGAGGUUUGAGUUGGAGCCUGAAGUGGAGGAGUUUCACCCCAGUGUGAAGGUGGAAGUGGAACAGCAAGGAGACAGGCCAGUCAGAGCGUGCAGGACACAACAAGAAAAUGAGUGCACUCCUCGUCAACAACUGCUGGAACACUUUUUGAGGCAGUUGCAAAGGAAAGAUCCCCACGGAUUCUUCUCAUUUCCAGUAACAGAUGCAAUUGCUCCUGGUUACUCGAUGAUUAUCAAACAUCCCAUGGACUUCAGCACCAUGAAAGACAAAAUUAGAAACAAUGAAUACAACACAGUAACAGAAUUCAAGGCGGACUUUAAACUGAUGUGUGACAAUGCUAUGGUGUACAACCGACCAGAGACGGUCUACUACAAGGCUGCCAAGAAACUGCUGCAUACAGGAUUCAAGAUGAUGAGCAAGGAGCGGCUUUUGGCUCUGAAGCGCAGCAUGUCAUUCAUGCAGGACAUGGAUUUUACCCAGCAGGCAGCCAUUUUGGGAGAUGAAGACCUGACGGCUGAUUUGCCUCCUCCAGAGACGAUCCCCAUCCCAGUGGAAUCCGCGAAGAAGUCCAAGAAGCAACCGACCAAAGACAUGAAGGAAGUCAUCAGUUACCUGUAUGAACCAGAGGGAAACGCCUGCAGCUUGACUGACAGUACAGCAGAGGAGCAUGUUCUGGCACUGGUUGAACAUUCCGCAGAUGAAGCUCGGGACCGUAUCAACAGAUAUAUGCCUAACUCCAAGAUGGGCUAUUUACGUAAAGAUUCUGACAGCUCGCUAAUAUACACCGUUGUAAAUCAACUCGAUCCUGAUGCAGAAGAAGAGGAAACCCAUAAAGUAGACCUGAGUUCUCUGUCAAAUAAGCUUCUACCUGGAUUAACAACCUUGGGUUUUAAAGAUGACAGGAGACACAAAGUGACUUUUCUUAGCAGUGCCUACAACGUCCAGAGCCUUCAGAAGAACUCAGUCUUUCCAGACUUGCUGUCUGAUGAAAUGGACACACUCUACUCAGCCUAUGGAGAUGACACAGGGGUGCAGUGUGCUCUGAGCAUACAGGAGUUUGUCAAAGGUUGUGGAAGUGUCACCAAGCGCUGGGUGGAUGGGCUUCUGGACAAGAUGACUGCGGGCGAUCACACUAAAGCUGUCAAUCAGAUUCGACAGAAAAGAAACAUAGUACUGAAACCUGAUGAAAACAAGUCGAGCAUCUGUGACAUGCAGAUAGGAGAUGGUGCCAGUCUGGGAGAGAGCAGCUCCGUGCUGGACUUCAUGUCUAUGAAGAGCUACCCUGAUAUGUCUCUGGAUAUCUCCAUGCUUAACUCAUUAGGUAAAACAGUGAAGAAGGAGCCGGGAAAUGACGAGGGCCAGCAGCAUUUCGAUGAUGCCGACAAACUCCUGCAGGAGUUCCAGGAGGCUCAGGUCGACAGGGUCGGCUCCAGACCUUCGUCCAACCUGUCCUCUCUGUCUAAUGCCUCAGAGAGGGACCAGCACCAUUUAGGGAGCCCGUCACACUUGGGUGUUGGAGACCAGUCUGAAAUGGUUCAUGAUCCCUACGAGUUCUUGCAGUCUCCGGAACCAGAGGGCACAGCUAACAGCUGACCACACACUGUUGUCUUGUUAUCCUGGUGUUAACGGUGCCGUUUACUCAAUGUUGGACUGUUUAAACGUUGUGGUGUCAACAGGAAACUCAGACCGGAUUUGAAGACUGAACAUACAUGUACAGACUUUUGUGCCAUUGUACGAUUUUGUAUAACACUUGCGUAAAUAAAUGUGUGCUCCUGUA